This is a messenger RNA of Scatophagus argus, 2719 nucleotides long. It is a transcript of the gene lin7a, whose product is annotated as lin-7 homolog A (C. elegans). NCBI's taxonomy places the organism in Eukaryota, Metazoa, Chordata, Actinopteri, Scatophagidae. Gene Ontology annotation, biological process: maintenance of epithelial cell apical/basal polarity; neurotransmitter secretion; protein localization to basolateral plasma membrane. Gene Ontology annotation, cellular component: cell-cell junction; MPP7-DLG1-LIN7 complex; synapse. Bases 97 to 750 code for a protein of 217 amino acids. Gene Ontology annotation, molecular function: L27 domain binding. The record is from RefSeq and is a predicted model, not a curated record. The transcript has 6 exons.
UCUCCCUCUCCCUCCCUCUCCAUCUCUCUCUCUCUCUGUCUCUCUCUGUGAUGCUGCAGCUCCUGUAGUCUCUCCAGUUUCCAGUAAACAGCAGUCAUGGCGACAGUGGUCCAACCGCUCUCUCUGGAUCGAGAUGUUGCCAGGGCUAUCGAGCUGCUGGAGAAGCUGCAGGAGUCCGGUGACGUCCCCGGUCACAAGCUCCAGUCUCUGAAGAAGGUCCUUCAGAGUGAGUUCUGCACAGCCAUCAGAGAGGUGUAUCAGUACAUGCAUGAAACGAUUACAGUGAAUGGCUGUCCAGAGUACCAGGCGAGGGCCACAGCUAAGGCCACAGUUGCAGCCUUUGCAGCCAGCGAAGGUCACUCCCACCCGCGGGUGGUGGAGCUGCCUAAGACGGAGGAAGGUCUGGGCUUCAACGUCAUGGGCGGCAAGGAGCAGAACUCACCUAUCUACAUCUCACGCAUCAUCCCCGGGGGCGUGGCCGAGAGGCACGGCGGCCUAAAGCGAGGGGAUCAGCUCCUGUCCGUCAACGGUGUGAGUGUGGAAGGCGAGCACCACGAGAAAGCAGUGGAGCUGCUUAAGGCGGCCAAGGACAGCGUGAAGCUGGUGGUUCGCUACACCCCCAAAGUCCUUGAGGAGAUGGAGGCACGCUUUGAGAAGCUCCGCACGGCCCGGCGGCGCCAGCAGCAGCAGCUCCUCAUGCAGCAGCAGCAGCAGCAGAACCUGACCUCUCAGCAGAACCACAUGUCGUAGGUUGUUCCAAAAGAAGAAGAAGUGAAGGAGUGUGAAGAGAAAGUGGAUCUCAAAGACCAUCUGUUUGUGUUGAGGAUCCCAGAGGAAUCUCUUUGCGGUGGAGAUAACCAACAAGCCGAGGACUCUUUUGCUUACUCUCUCCCCUCCAGUGCACCACCGAUUACUGAGCAAAAACGGAGAGAGGCAGUCGUUUGUCCUGCAAUUGGUGCUUUGGAAAAAAAGUAUGAGGGAAGCGAGCGCCGAAAGUUUUAACUUUGUAUUCCCUUUUAUAAGUUGUUCUCCGCCCACCCACACACCCGGUUGUGACUCUUGCUGGAACUCCCUUCUCUUGUGUUUGUUGUUCUGUUUACAGUCGACCAUUUUUGAUUGCUUACCGACAUCCUUUUGCACCGUGGCACCUUUGCCAUUUUGCCAUAGAUAUCAUUUGUACAGUGGUGUUUCUAUUGAUUCCUCAACUGGUGCUUGUGUCUCUGUAUGAAUGGUUUCUCUCUUCUUUUGUUUUUUUCUUUUGUGUGUGCGUCCUGUUUUGGAUAAACGUGAACUCUUUUUUACCUUCUAUAUUGUAGCAGGAAAGAUUUUUGUAUCUUGUAGGUUUAGCAAUAACACACAUUGUUAAGUUCUUGCAUUUCAGCACAAAAUUCACGAUCGAGACAAACAAACGUACGCAGAGUUUAUGGCGUAGGUGCAAAUGUACAUCAUUGUAAAGCAAACUGGGUCUUAGUGUAAGGCAGCUUCUUUGUCCAAAUCUACCCUCUGUGCCAUUCAAAGAGAUUAUUGAUUUACAGGUGGCAUGACCAAUUAAUGUGCAAUAACUGUGAUUAUCAACAGACUUUGUAAGCUACUCCAAACUGAGAUUUAUCUAGAAAACACACGUCACCAAGAGAUUCAAAUCAAUCCUCGAAUGUCACCAGUUUUCAUCUGAACAGAGUCUGAGUUAAAUAAAAAAAUAUGCUAGAAUUAUGUUUAUUUUUCAGAUGUGUCUAUUUUAUAGUUUAUGACAUCAGAGAUUUAACAUAAAGUUUUAUUGUUCCUUUUAAAUAUUAUGUGUUCUUUCUAAGAUUCAUAUUCAAAAUCUAUUCGUUGUACAACAUCUGAAUAACUAGCACAUGGUCCGUGUAGACUUUCCCCGCGUUUCUGUUUUGACAAUCAUUUUCUUCCUCUGUACCUGUAAGGGAAAUCUGUGUUUGAGCUUCUCUCUGCCGACCCCGCAGCAGAGCUAAAGCGCUUUGCUUUAUCUCAUCUCCAUCUUUUGGUGCUAAGCGCUCCUUGUUUUGUUCUGUUUGCACUGCGCUUCCCAGAGGUCCCUUCUUUGUCUUUGUGUCGUGUGCUUCCUGUUCUUUUUCUUUCUCUGUAGGUGGCGCUCUUUUCUUUGUUUGUUCAACCGUGCGAGCUGCACCACUCAAGCUCUUUCUUCUUCUAUUUAUCCCAAACAGAACCAAAACAUAAAACACAUCACUUCCUGUCUGCUAAAGGAAACACUAACCCCCCUGACGCUGCAUGUUUAGAAGAGCAAAUGAAAAGCAGUCAGUUAUGAAGUUGCAUUUUGAUGAAAAUGUUACUGAUUAUUAAUAAAGAAUUGCAUCACAGAUUCAUUGACAGAAGGUUAGGAGUUCAUUUUCACUUUUAAUGCUGUCUGAUUUCUCCAUCUGAUUGCGGAACAAAUUUCUUCCACAUGCGUCACAUGCUGCCAGAUGUUGCGGUUACCUAAAUAACCUGCUGGCACUGAGCUCACCUGAUGCAAAGGCAUCAGGUGAGCUCAGUGCUCGGGUUAUUAUGGAGCAUCCCAAUGUUUUUGAAUCGCACACUCUUCAAGCAGAGCAUCUCAAUACAACAGAUCCCUUUUUGUAUCGUAAAAUCACAGGUACUCUUUCUUAAUUGACUUACAUUUUUGAAGCUGAUGGUCUUACCGCGAAGAUUUAAAAAAAAAAAAAAGACAACAAACUGUUGAUAUGCAAUUGUUAUACUAUAU